This is a messenger RNA of Carcharodon carcharias (great white shark), 6046 nucleotides long. It is a transcript of the gene iqgap3, whose product is annotated as IQ motif containing GTPase activating protein 3. Gene Ontology annotation, molecular function: calmodulin binding; GTPase activator activity; actin filament binding. Gene Ontology annotation, cellular component: cytoplasm. Lineage: Eukaryota; Metazoa; Chordata; Chondrichthyes; Lamniformes; Lamnidae. The coding region runs from base 106 to 5094 and encodes 1662 amino acids. The transcript has 38 exons. Gene Ontology annotation, biological process: regulation of GTPase activity; regulation of actin cytoskeleton organization. The record is from RefSeq and is a predicted model, not a curated record.
CCGCCACCUCCCCCUUUUUGAGGAGACAAGAUUUAAAAAAUUUUUUAUAUAAACUACUCCCGAGGAGAAACGAAUUAGCAGCUGAGUUGAAUUCUGAAGGGAGCGAUGGAGAGCGAGGUGGAUUCAGGCGGGAAACGCCAAGUGGGAUAUGCUCUGGGGAAUGAGCGCCUCACAGCGGAGGAGAUGGAUGAACGCAGACGACAGAACAUUGCCUACGAGUACCUCUGUCACUUGGAGGAGGCGAAACGGUGGAUGGAGGCCUGCUUGGACGAGGAGCUGCCGCCAACUACCGACCUGGAGGAGAGCCUGCGGAACGGGGUGAUCCUGGCUCAACUGGGCCAUCGUUUUGCGCCUGACAUUGUCCCACAGAGGAAAAUCUAUGACCGAGAGCUGUUGAGGUACAAGGCGACCGGACUAAAUUUCAGACACACGGACAAUAUCAACCAUUGGCUGAACGCGAUGGCCAAGAUCGCCCUCCCAUCGAUAUUUUACCCAGAAACCACAGAUAUCUACGACAAGAAGAACAUCCCCCGUGUCGUUUAUUGCAUUCAUGCUUUCAGCCUCUACUUGUUCAAACUGGGUCUAGCUCCGCAGAUACAGGACCUGUACGGCAAGGUGAAUUUUACAGAGGAAGAGAUAAAUAACAUGAAAACCGAGCUGGAGAAAUAUGGGAUCCAGAUGCCUUCGUUUAGUAAGAUUGGUGGAAUCCUGGCCAAUGAGCUCUCGGUCGACGAGGCAGCAGUGCAUGCUGCGGUGAUCGCCAUUAACGAAGCUAUCGAGCGAGGGCUUGCAGAGCAGACCAUGCUGGCCCUGCACAAUCCAAAUGCCAUGCUGGUGAACCUCGUCAGCAGCCUUGCUCUGGUCUACCAGGAGGUGCUGUACCAAGCCAAGAGUGAGAAAGCCGCCAGUGCCCGGAACCGAGCGGAUGUGUGCAAGCCAGAGCCCUCCGAGGGGAAGGACGUGUACGAGGAACUCUUGACUCAAGUUGAAAUUCAGGGCAACAUUAAUAAAGUCAAUGUGCACGCUGCCCUGGAGUACGUCGACGAGGCGUUGGAGAAGAGAGACUCGCAGGCUCUGUACUCCGCUUUGCAGAACGAGGCUUUAGGCCUGCGUGAGGUUAACCGGGAGAACACAGAUUGGUAUAUGGAGCAGCUCAUCGUUGACCGAGAGCAGAAAUCCCUGGAGCUGGGGAUGAUGGACCCGCUCGAGAAGGAGGAACUGCAGGCUGCCGUUGAUGCAGCCAAUGAAAGCGCCAACGUACAUCUGUGCAUGAUGCAGGCUGUCUCACGGAUCAACGAGGCCGUGCGCAUGGGGGUCCCCAGCGUGACGGUGAAGGAACUGAUGCACUCCAGCGCCAAGCUUCCGGACGCCUACCCGUUUGCAGCUGGGCUUUACCAGAGGGAGCUCGCUGCCCUGCAGCAGCAGAAACCACAGGGUGAGCUGACCCAAGAGGAGCUGUACAUUGCUGUGGAGAUGCUCUCGGCUGUGGCACUGAUAGACCGAGCCCUGGAAGCUGGGGAUUACAGCGCCUUCUGGAAGAACCUGAUCAGUGCGGCUACAGGCCUGACUGAUGUGCAGGAUUGCUGUGCACAGCGGUACUUCGCCGAGCUGACGAGACUGAAGCAACAGGCCCACAGGAGCGGGGAGGCCAUGCUGUCCUGGAACCAUCUGCAGAUGGGUGUGCACGACGUGAACUCUGCUGUGGAAAAGGAGCAUGACAAAAUCGUUGCGAUUGGUUUGAUAAACGAAGCACUGGACCGCAACGACCCUGAGAGAACAGUAGCGGCUCUCCUCCUGCCCUCCGCCGAACUAGCCGACUUGGACUUCCCGGCUGCGAAGCGUUACCACGAUGUGCUGGCAGCGGCAAAGCGGCACAAAGCUAAGGUCACGCGGGACGAGGCAGCAGUUCUCUGGUUAGAGGAGAUUCAGGAUGGGAUUUACAAAUCCAACCAGGACGGUCAGAUUGCCAGGAAAAUGUCCCUGGGGAUAGCGGCCAUCAACCAGGCAAUCAAGGAGGGGAUAGCGUCCCAAACGCUGCGCGUCCUGCGCUCGCCGGGGGUGGUUCUGUGCGGUGUCAUUCCGGAAUGUGCCCCCGACUACCAGUCUGAGCUGGCCGCGUUGGUGCGAGUUAAAGUGGAGACCGGAGACAACCGGAGCAUUUGGGUGAAACACAAACUGAAGGACGGGUCAGUGUACUACUUCAACCUGGAGACACUAGAGGGAAGCUGGGAGCGCCCCAGAGGGUUUGUGCAGAGCUCCACGCAGCUCAGCAAGGACGAGAUCCAGGGCACUGUUACUGGAGUGACGGCCGUUUACAAUCGCGAGAGACUCUGGAAGACUAACGAGGGCAUGGUCACAAGGCUUCAGGCCCACAUGAGGGGUUAUCUUGUCCGAAUGGAUCUGUGUGCUCGCAAACACUUCCUCCAGAAACAGCUGCCUGCCAUCGUUAAGAUCCAGACACACUGGAGAGGUUACAGACAGCGGAGAGAUUACCAGAAGAGGCUAUAUCACUUUCGAGACAACACAGAUGCUAUAAUUAAGAUUCAGUCCUGGGUGAGAAUGUGGCAGGCACGGAGGAGAUACAGGGCCAGACUGCGGCACUUCAAGAACAACACUGCUGCAGUGGUAAAGAUCCAGGCAUUUGUCAGAGCAAACAAGGCCAGAGGAGACUAUAAGCUGUUGGUCCAUGCCGAGAACCCUCCGCUGAGUGUGGUGCGAAAGUUUGCUCACCUCUUGGACCGCAGCGACCAUGACUUCCGUGAGGAGUGGGAUCUGAUGCAACUACGCGAGGAAGUGGUGCAGCACAUCCGUUCCAGUCAACACCUGGAGCAGGACCUCAACGUCAUGGACAUCAAGAUAGGGCUGCUGGUGAAGAACAGGAUCACCCUGCAGGAAGUGGUUUCCCACUGCAAGAAGCUAACCAAGAAGAACAAGGGACAGCUGUCGGACUUGAUGGUGAUCGACAAGCAGAAGGGGCUAAAGGCUCUCAGCAGAGAGAAGCGGGAGAAACUCGAGGCGUAUCAACAUCUCUUCUACCUCCUGCAGACAAAGCCCGUCUACCUGGCGAAACUGAUUUUCCAGAUGCCCCAGAACAGGUCGACCAAGUUUAUGGACUCUGUGAUAUUUUCCCUCUACAACUACGCAGCCAACCCGAGAGAGGGCUACCUGCUCCUCCGCCUGUUCAUCACUGCUCUCCAAGAGGAGAUUAAAUCAAAGGUUGACCAAGUCCGUGACAUCAUCACUGGCAACCCCACCGUGACCAAGCUGGUGGUGAGCUUUUAUCGGAACGUCCGCGGGCAGAAUGCCCUGCGCGAGAUCCUGGGGCCCGUCAUCAAGGAGAUCCUGCAGGAAAAGUCUCUGAGCAUCAAAACCGACCCCGUCGACAUCUACAAGAGCUGGAUAAACCAGAUGGAGACUCAAACCGGGCAGAGGAGUAACCUGCCGUAUGAAGUGACUCCAGAGCAAGCCCUGACCCACCAUGAGGUUCAGCGGAGACUCGACAUAUCCAUUCGUAAUCUGCGGGCUGCCACCGACAAAUUCCUGAAUGCCAUCGUGUGCUCUGUGGACAAGAUACCGUAUGGGAUGAGAUACGCUGCCAAAGCUUUGAAAAGCUCGCUGCGUGGGAAGUUCCCUGACGCCACGGAGGAUGAAUUGUUCAAGGUUGUCGGGAACCUGCUGUACUAUCGCUACAUGAACCCGGCGGUCGUGGCUCCGGAUGGCUUCGAUAUCAUUGACGUUACAGCAGGAGGCGGGCUGCCCACGGACCACCGCCGCAACCUGGGCUCCAUCGCCAAGCUGCUGCAGCACGCCGCUGCCAGCAAGGCGUUUGAAGGGGAAACUGGUCAGCUCCGCGCCAUGAAUGACUACCUGUUCCAGUCCCAGCAGAGAUUCAGGGAAUUUUUCCGCUCGGCCUGCAACGUUCCUGAACCUGAGGAAUGGUUUAACGUGGAUGAGUAUUCGGAAAUGGUCAGCCUCAACAAGCCAGUCAUCUAUAUAACCGUCGGUGAGCUGAUUAACACUCACAGGUUGCUGCUCCAGCACCAGGAUUCCCUUACUUCCGAACACACUGACCCUCUUCAUGAACUGCUGAAGGAUCUGGGCGACGUACCCACAGUCGAAUCACUCCUAGGUGAAGGUUCUGUCAAUGCAAACGACCCCCAUGCUGACCAAGCCAUGACCCAGCUCAACAAGAUGGAGGUUUCACUGACGCUCACCAACAAAUUUGACAUUUAUAAGAAAGGUGAUGGGGCGAAUGAUGCCAGAGGUUUGCUGCUCAGCACCAAGCAGCUAAUCGUAGACGUAAUCAGGUCGCAAACUGGAGACUCGUUAGCUGAAAUAUUACAGACGUCGGCCUCAAAGGAUCAGGUGGCAGACCACCACCGCCUCGUUCAGAAGCGAGCGCUGCGUGACGCGCGCACUCCGGAGAAGCUGAAGCGAAACCAGACCCUGGUCCUCGACAACAACCUGUCGAUCGAGGAGAAGAAGAGGAAGAUCGUCCGAAGCCUCAGGAAGCUGGAAGCUGUCGGCCUCGUCUGCGCGGCCAACGAUUACCAACAGUUGGUCAAUGAGCUAGCCAGGGACAUCCAGAAUCACCGGCGUUACAGGCAGCAGCGCAAGGCCGAGCUGACCAAGCUGAAAGAGACGCUGCACAGGAUGAACUCCAAGACGGCCUUUUACGAGGAGCAGAUUGACUACUACAACCAGUACAUCAAGACCUGCCUGGACAGCCUGGCAACCAGGGGACAGGGCCCCGGGAAGAAGCCAGCAGAGGGGAAGGGGAGGAGUGGCAAAGCCCCGUCCCUGAACUACACCGCCGCUCGACUGCAAGAGAAGGGGGUGCUGCUGGACAUCGAGGAUCUGCCCGUCAGCCAAUUUAGGAAUGUGAUUUUUGACAUCGUGCAGAGGGAGGAAGCGGGAACCUUUGACGUGAAGGCCAGGUUCAUGGGUGUGGACAUGGAGAAGUUCCAGCUCCAGUACCAGGAUCUACUCCAGUUGCAGUACGAAGGAGUGGCUGUGAUGAAAAUGUUCGACAAAGCCAAGGUCAACGUCAAUCUCCUGAUCUUCCUGCUCAACAAAAAGUUCUUCAAGAAAUGACAGAGGAAGGAUCCCUCUCUCUCUCUCUCUCUCUCUCUCUCUCUCGCUCUGUGUCCCUCCCCCAUGGCCGUAGUGGAAUGCUGCUUUCUCCUUGCAAGUAUGAAACUUGUGCUUCUGCUGUGCAGACACAAUCAGCCACCGACACUGAGGUAGUAGAGUAGAGUACCUGCGGCACGUGUGCCAGUGCAUUUAUUUAUAUACGUUUUAUGCUGCGAAUCAACCCUGAGACUGGAUUACUUAGGAAUCUAACUCCUCGCUGACACUUAAUUUCCCUUAAAUUUCCCCCUAAUCGGACUCUUUUACAGAAGAUUGUGUGUUGGAUCUGGUCAUUCAGUGCCCACUGCCCUUGCAGGUGCACGGCGUGAAAUUACCCAGGGACAUCUCCGUGAGGCCCCGGGUCUCGGGUUGGCAAGGGCUCCGACAGAGGGCGCCUGCGCAGGACCAGGGACUCCCUGUCCCCACCACCCCAGGGGAGGGCCUCCCAGUCUGCACUCCGGGGCUUCUCCUGGGGUCUUGUCUAAACUGGGCUUGUGGGGGUGGGUGGGUUUGCAGAGUGAAAGGUGGCUCCCAGACCCCCUGAGCUACGGUAAUCCAGCCCAGGCAGCUCUGUUCCAUUUGCACUAGUUUCUCGUUUGCUGGGUUUUAAACUGUUUGCGGACAAAUCCUAGCCAGAACGCCCCCCGGAGCUGUUGAUAGCGGCGGCCUGUGGUCAACGCAGGGCUUAGAACUUUAGCUGUCGUCUUGAUACUCCAUGGUACCUGCCUCUGUGUGGCCAGAAUUCGGAGAGUUUCCUCUCCCCACCCCCCACCCCUCCACCCAGCCCACUGCUGCUCUCCUGGAAACACUACAGCGCGAUCUUCCUUUGCCACGUGUAAUCAAACCUCAGUGAGCCUGGGUGUGACACCCCAGGGCAGCUGUCCCCAGACUCUCUCACCAGCAGUCCUCAGUUUUA